AAAGAGAUAGUGAGAGGAAGCCGAGAGAAAUCCCAAAAGAGUUUGAGUUAAGUUCCAAGUUUUGAAAGAGUUAUUCUGUUAUAACGACUCUCCAUCUGUUUCGCUUCUGUAAGUCAGCUACCAUCGAAUUCUUCUAAACUUAGAAUAUUAUGUUUAUUCAGCAAUGACAACUUCUACGUAGGCGUUUCCCAUUUCUCAUUCAUCACCUUCCUUCAUCUCCUCGCCUCACUGAACAAAUUUCAUCUCCACAUAUGUAAAGUGGCCUUUGGUUUUCGAUUACAAAGGCUCCAUCCACGCUGUCCAUGAAAGCGAAGCUCUGUUAACAACAAUUCAUGGAGAUCAUUCCUUACAAGCCUUACAUCGAUCCCGAGUUUGAAUCACUCAUCGAAAGAAUCUACCCUCCAAGGGUUUGUAUCGAUAACGACGCUUACCCAGACUGCACUCUUGUAAAGGUCGAUAGUGCAAACAAGCACGGGAUAUUGCUGGAGAUGGUUCAAGUCUUGACAGAUCUUGACCUGGUUAUAUCAAAAUCAUACAUUUCCUCUGAUGGUGGAUGGUUCAUGGAUGUGUUCCACGUCACAGACCAGCUCGCCAACAAAAUAACUGAUGAAACUCUUAUUCUUUACAUUCAGCAGGCGCUAUGUACUAAUAGAAGAGGAGGGAUUGCAAAGGAAGUACAAACCCAUCUCAAAAGAGACGUGAGGCCACGGCAUGUUUCAGCUGAAAACACAGCCUUAGAGGUGACUGGGACGGACCGACCGGGUCUAAUGUCCGAAAUAUCAGCAGUGCUUCAUGAGUUAGGGUGCCACGUCCCUGCUGCCGUGGCAUGGACUCACAACACCAGAUCAGCAUGCAUAUUCUACAUAGAAGAUGGAUUAGACAGUGGCCCAAUCACAGACCCAGAUAGGCUAGCCCAUUUGGAAGAGCAGCUAGAGAUUGUAGUUGCUGCCCAUCAUAGGGAAGGGGAGAAGAGAAGUGCUAGGUUAACCACCCCGGUCGUGGGUCGGACCCACACCGAAAGGCGGCUCCACCAGCUGAUGUAUGCUGACGAGGAUUACGACCAGUGUCAGGGAUGCGAGAACGGUGUUGGACACUGGAAAGGGUGUAUUAGGACACAUGUAUUUAUAGAAGGUUGCAAGGAGAAAGGGUACUCAGUAGUUAAUGUGAGAAGUUUAGAUAGGCCGAAGUUGUUGUUUGAUACUGUAUGUGUUCUAACUGACCUCCAGUAUGUAGUAUUCCAUGCCGCUGUUAGCUCAAAGGGCUCCUUUGCUGAUCAGGAGUAUUUUAUAAGGCACAAGGAUGGCUGCACUUUGGAUAAAGAAAGCGAGAGGAAAAAACUAACACAAUGCUUGAUAGCUGCAGUCGAAAGGAGAGUUUCGCAUGGUUUGAGGCUGGACAUUAGCACAAAGAACCGAAUGGGACUGCUCUCAGACAUCACUCGAGUGUUUCGCGAGAACGGUCUCUCAGUAUCGAGAUCUGAGAUAGGCACAAAUGGAGAUAGAGCAACUGGGUCUUUCUAUGUUACGGAUGCUUCAGGGCAUGAGGUAGAUGCACCUACAAUUGAAUUAGUGAGACAAGAGAUAGGGGGAUCUGUAUUGGUGGUAAACAAAUCCUCUAGUUGGAGUUCAAAAGCUUCUUUUCCAGAUCUCAACAGAGCCGGCGGCGGAAACAGUAAGUUAGAGAAUAGGGCAAGACUCUCCCUAGGAAGCUUGUUGUGGUCUCACCUAGGGCGCAUUUCAAGCAACUUCGGCCCCCUUAGAUCCUGAAGAGUUCCUAAGUUGGGACUGGUUUAUAUUGUGCUUAUGUGUGACUCUAGAUUAGUCUGUAUGUAAGCUUAGUUUAAGCGUCCUAACUAGUUAGUAUUCGUUGUAAUGAAUGGAUCUACAUAACAUGCUUUUCUCGA
Molecule: messenger RNA, 1903 nt
Organism: Pistacia vera
Lineage: Eukaryota; Viridiplantae; Streptophyta; Magnoliopsida; Sapindales; Anacardiaceae
Product: ACT domain-containing protein ACR1
Exons: 8
Coding region: 333-1766 (477 amino acids)
Source: RefSeq, a predicted model, not a curated record